Molecule: messenger RNA, 6188 nt
Organism: Centruroides sculpturatus (bark scorpion)
Lineage: Eukaryota; Metazoa; Arthropoda; Arachnida; Scorpiones; Buthidae
Product: dentin sialophosphoprotein-like
Exons: 3
Coding region: 127-5898 (1923 amino acids)
Cellular component (GO): extracellular region
Molecular function (GO): chitin binding
Source: RefSeq, a predicted model, not a curated record
GAUGAUAAAGAUCCGGACUGUGAAACUUCUGAGGAUGAAAAUACUUCAACUAAAGAAACAGAUAUCGGUGAUGACAAUAAAAAUAAAGAAACAACAGAAAAAAAUGAAGGAGAAUCAACUAAAAGUAUGGACGAAAUAAAUACAACUGAAAAAACUGGAAUGGAUACUACUACUUCAGCUUCAGGGAAAGAAACUAGUUCAGAUUCUACUGACAAAGAUUCUGAAUCCUCUGAAUCAUCAAAUGAUUCAGAUUCAAUUGAAUGUACAAAAGCAGGAUUCUUCAGAAAUCCAAAUAAUUGUAGCAAAUUUUAUAGAUGCGUUGAUUACGAAGGAAAUGGCAAAUCUUUUAGAAUUUUUCAUUUUGAAUGCUCAAAAGAACUUGUUUUUGAUGAAAAGUUAAGUGUUUGCACUUGGCCUGAUCAAGCACAACCCCCGUGUAAAUUAAAAGAUUCUGAGAGAAAAAAAGACGAAACGGAAACAAAGGAUGAGGAAUCAGAGAGAGAUGAUGGAAUGGACACUGGAAAAGAUACCACAAAAGAUGGGGAAUCAGAGAGAGAUGAUGGAAUGGACACUGGAAAAGAUACCACAAAAGAUGGUGACAAAGUCUCUACAGAUGAAACAGCUACUAAACCAAGUUCUGAAGAUAAUGAUAAAAGCACAGAGAAAGAUGGCGAUAAUAUUUCUACGGAAAAAACAAAAACAACCGAUGAUGAGAACAACAUUCAAGAUGACCAUCCUGACAAAUCGGACAAAAGUUCAGAAUCAAGUACAGAAACUGCCAACGAUUCUUCUACCAAUGCUGAGACCAAUGAAAUAGACGAUUCAAUGGGAGAUUCUAAGAAUAAAUCAUCAUCAGAAAUCUGUACAGAAGAAGGUUAUUUUAGAAAUCCAGAAGAUUGCAGAAAAUUUUACAGAUGUGUUCCCUUCAAAAUGGAUAAAUGGAACUUAGUUAUUUGCAUUAUUUUUCAUCUAUGCAUUUUAAUCUAUGGUCAUAAAUCGAGAAGAUAUCAACAUGGAUUUCGAUGUCGUCAAGUAGGUUUAUUCAGCCACCCAACAAACUGUGGAAAAUUUUUUAGAUGCACAAUUAAAGAAGGCAAAAGACGUCAUUACGCUCUCCUUACUCUUUCUUGUCCUCCAAGUCUUGUGUAUAAUGAAAGGACUAAAUCAUGUUCAAUAGUUCCUGUUUCACCUAGUUGUUUGGUGAAAGAGCAUUCCAAUUCAACGCGACCUUUUCAUCGUCAUUCUCUUUCAAGUAAUAAAUAUAACUGUAUUAAAGAAGGAAUUUUUCCUCAUCCGACAGACUGUAAAAAGUUUUACAGGUGUGCUGAUUACGAUGGAAAAGGAAAAUCGUUAACGGCAUUUGAAUAUUCAUGUCCAGAAGGUUUGUUAUUUAAUAAAGAAAUAGAUACUUGUGACUGGCCAGACUUUUCUCCACCUUGUGAUGAUUCCUUGUCAGACAAGCAGCCAUUUAUAAUACAAACCGAGAAGAAGGGCAUAACAAAAACUUCAAAAUUGAAAAAAGGCAACGAAAAAAAGUAUUCGUUAAAAUGUAAAAAAAGCGGAUUUUUUAGAGAUCCUGAUGAUUGCCGAAAAUUUUAUCGUUGUGUCAGUUAUUCUGAAUCUGGGAAAAAGUUUCAUAUUUAUAAUUUUAAAUGCCCAAAAAGUCUCGUUUUUGAUGAGAGAUUAAGUACUUGUAAUUGGCCAAGUAAAAAUAUAUCUUGCAAUAUUAAUAUUGACGACGAUGACGAAGAUAAAGAAAUGCCGAAAGAAAUAGUAAAAAUUACAAGAAGACCAACGUUACCGAAGUCGACACCAUCUCCGAAAGAAGAAGAAACGUAUCCAUGUGUAAAAGAAGGAUUUUUCAGGCAUCCAGAAAAUUGUUCAAGAUUUUUUAGAUGUAUAAAACGAGCGAAACAUUUUAAAAGUUAUUCAUUUUCGUGUCAAAAUAAUUUAGUUUUUGACGAACGCAUUUCGAGCUGUAAUUGGCCUGAAAAAAGUCCUGCGUGUUUUGAUAACUUUGUUGUAAUUUCAAAGCCACCAAAACAUAUAAUAACAAAUCCAAAUUUAUUUCACGAUCAGAAAAGAGCAGAAAGACAUCCACGAUCAUUAUCUCUUCGAGAAUCUCCUCCUAUCUUCCCGUACUUAUCAGCUGUGUACUAUGAAAAUUCUCAGAGAUCAAUGAAAGGAAUUUUUGUUGCUAAGCAUGGUUCAGACUCAGAUUUAAAAUGUGAAAAAGAAGGAAUAUUCAAACAUCCAAAAUUUUGUCAUGAAUUUUAUGUUUGUUCUGAUUUUGAUAAUACAAAAACAAAUUAUAAGAUUUUUGAAUUUGUAUGUCCAAAUGAUAUGGUUUAUGACGAAGAACUGGACGAUUGUGUUGAACCUCCUCCGGAUUCUCCUUGUGCCCAUCACAAAGAAAAGUGUAAACAUGAUGGAAGUGAAACAAACGACACAACGGAUUCGGAAUCAGAUAAAGAGAAAGAUACAACUGAUUCUUCUGAAGAUAAAGACAAAAACACUAAAUCUCCUGACGAUUCAGAUUUGGCAACCGAUUCACCAAAAGACGAUGAAAGUUCAGAAAAACCCACAAAAGAAAAUGAAAAUUCAGAAAAACCCGCAGAAGAAGAUGAAAGUUCAGAACAACCUUCAAAAGAUGAUGAUAGUUCGUCUUCAAAGAACAAGACUGCUCCAAUAAAAUGCAAAAAGAGUGGCUUUUUCAGACAUCCUGAUGAUUGCAAUAGAUUUUAUAGAUGUGUUGAUUAUAAUAAUGACAGCAAAAGUUUUGUAAUAUAUGAAUUUAGAUGUGGUGAAAAUUUAGUUUUUGACGAAGUCAAUUCAGUUUGUAAUUGGCCAAGUGCUGUUCCAGAAUGUAGCUCAGGAAGCGGUAAACCUUCCUCUAAGGAUGAUUCAGGUACAUCAGAUGGUGAUACAACAAAUGAUGAUACAGGAGAACAGACUGAAACAACUCCAGGAACUAGUGAAGAAAAUACUUCAGAAAGUAGCAAAGACAUUCCAGGUAGUGAAGGAGACAAUACUUCAGAAAGUAGCGAAAGCACCUCAAGUAGUGAAGGAGACAACACAUCAGAAAGUAGUGAAAGCACUCCAAGUGGUGAAGGAGACAAUACUUCAGAAAGUGAAGUAACAAAAGACCCAGAUAGUGAUUGUGAAGAUAAAGAAACCACUACAGAGGACCCUGGAAAAAAUGCAGGUGACAAAAGUAAUGAUGACAAGGAUGAUGAUAAUACUUCAACUCCGAAAGCAGAUGAAGAAACCAAAACAACCACAGAAACAGACGAUGAAAAUAGAGUAAGUACUCCGAAAAUGGAUGAGAGUACUGAUAAAUCGAAAUCAGACAAUAACGAUACAGAUGCAGCAGAAUGUAAAAAAUCAGGCUACUUCAGAAAUCCCAAAAACUGUAGUAAAUUUUAUAGAUGUGUUGAUCAUAGCGGAGAUGGAAAGGCUUUCAAGAUAUAUCAUUUUGACUGUCCAUCAGGUCUGGUUUUUGAUGAAGUGUUAAGUGUUUGCAAUUGGCCUGAUCAAGCUCAACCACCCUGCAAAGGGAAUACGACUGAUUCUGAUAGUGAUGAUCCAGCUGGUGGAAAGGAUGAGCCAAGUGAUGGAAAGGAUGAGCCAAGUGAUGGAAAGGAUGAGCCAAGUGAUGGAAAGGAUGAGCCAAGUGAUGGAAAGGAUGGGCCAAGUAAUGGAAAAGAUGAGCCAAGUGAUGGAAAAGAUGAGCCAAGUGAUGGAAAAGAUAAGCCAAGUGAUGGAAAGGAUAAGCCAAGUGAUGGAAAGGAUGAUUCAAGUGGAGAUGAAUCUGCAACUAAAACUACUACACCACAAGAUGAUAAAGAUCCGGACUGUGAAACUUCUGAGGAUGAAAAUACUUCAACUAAAGAAACAGAUAUCGGUGAUGACAAUAAAAAUAAAGAAACAACAGAAAAAAAUGAAGGAGAAUCAACUAAAAGUAUGGACGAAAUAAAUACAACUGAAAAAACUGGAAUGGAUACUACUACUUCAGCUUCAGGGAAAGAAACUAGUUCAGAUUCUACUGACAAAGAUUCUGAAUCCUCUGAAUCAUCAAAUGAUUCAGAUUCAAUUGAAUGUACAAAAGCAGGAUUCUUCAGAAAUCCAAAUAAUUGUAGCAAAUUUUAUAGAUGCGUUGAUUACGAAGGAAAUGGCAAAUCUUUUAGAAUUUUUCAUUUUGAAUGCUCAAAAGAACUUGUUUUUGAUGAAAAGUUAAGUGUUUGCACUUGGCCUGAUCAAGCACAACCCCCAUGUAAAUUAAAAGAUUCUGAGAGAAAAAAAGACGAAACGGAAACAAAAGAUGGGGAAUCAGAGAGAGAUGAUGGAAUGGACACUGGAAAAGAUACCACAAAAGAUGGUGACAAAGUCUCUACAGAUGAAACAGCUACUAAACCAAGUUCUGAAGAUAAUGAUAAAAGCACAGAGAAAGAUGGCGAUAAUAUUUCUACGGAAAAAACAAAAACAACCGAUGAUGAGAACAACAUUCAAGAUGACCAUCCUGACAAAUCGGACAAAAGUUCAGAAUCAAGUACAGAAACUGCCAACGAUUCUUCUACCAAUGCUGAGACCAAUGAAAUAGACGAUUCAAUGGGAGAUUCUAAGAAUAAAUCAUCAUCAGAAAUCUGUACAGAAGAAGGUUAUUUUAGAAAUCCAGAAGAUUGCAGAAAAUUUUACAGAUGUGUUGAUUACGAAGGAAACGGAACUUCAUUUACUAUAUUUCAUUUCGAUUGUCCUGAAAAUACGGCAUUUGAUGAUAUACUUGAUGUUUGCGUUUGGCCUGAACAAGCAAGACCUCCCUGUGAUUCAUCAGGGGAUGGAAAGGCUAAAAACGAAACAAUGGAUGAAAGAGGAGAUAAAACCACUAAAGAUCCUGCAGCGGAAGAAGGAUCCACAGAUGAGAGUACCGAGAAAAGUGGAACGUCAGAUGAAGAAAGUGACAAAGUCACUAAAGAAUCUCCAGACAAACGAACCACUACACAAAGCACAAAUGAAAAUGAAAAUAAAGAAACAACAGAUAAAGGUUCUGAGGAUGGUUCUGCAACGACAGAAGGUGACCAAGAUGUGACAGAUGAUUCAAAUCAAACUGACAAUUCUUCGGAUUCCUCAAAUUUAUGCAAAGAGUCUGGUUAUUUUAGACAUCCUGAAGACUGCAACAAAUUUUAUCGAUGUGUUGAUUAUUCUGGAAACGGAACAUCAUUUAAAAUAUUUCAUUUCAAAUGCCCCGAAAAUACGGUGUUUGAUGAUGUUUUAGACGUAUGUGUCUGGCCAGAACAAGCUCAGCCACCCUGUGACACAGAUUCUUCUGGUAAAAGUGAUAAUGAUACAUCAUCUGAAAAACAAGAAACUCCAUCUGAUUCGAGCGAUACAACAAAAGCUGACUCUACUUCUACAAUUACAUCUACAGAAGAAAGUAUGGAAUCAAGCUCUACAGAUGAUAAAGGAACAGAAAGUACUUCAACCGAAAAAUCUGUAACCGAGGAUUCAAGCUCUUCUACAACACCAAAGAAAAAGAAACCCUGUCCCGAUAAAAGUAAAACGAAAACUACUGCAAAGCAAACUACCACAACAGAAUCAAGUAAAAAUGAAGGAUCUGAGAAAGAAAAUGAAAAUACUUCAAACGAAAACUCAGAAGUAAAAUCUAAGGAUUGUAGCAAAGCAGGAUUUUUCAGAAAUCCAGAUGACUGUAACAAAUUUUAUAGGUGUGUUGACAAUGGUGAUAAAUCAUUUAGAGUUUAUAAUUUUAACUGUCCAGAAAAUACCGUAUUCGAUGAAGAAAAGGACGUUUGCGUUUGGCCAGGACAAGAAAGUCCACCAUGCGGAGGUAAGAAUGAAAAUUCAGAAGAAAAUAAUAUAAUUCCAGACGGAUCAGAAAGAUAGUUUAUAGGUUAGUUUAUUAUUAUUAAAUGAAAUGGCAUUGGACUCAAUUGUUAAUGGUUAAAUAAAUAAUCACGAAAUUGAAGUAUUAAAGAAACGUGAAUUUUGUUUACACUGAAAAUAAUAGAUUAGUGAAUAUAAAAAUAAAUUCAAUUAAUAUUCUGUAAACAUUUUCUAAUGUGAUAUAUGUCAACUAUCGAAAUUGUGUGCACAAACCCUAUUUCUGUUAUCUAUUUAUUUUAUUAAAUGACUUGGAAUAAGGAGGAAUAGGAUGGAAAUGGUUACUGUGGGUA